AAAAGGUACCGUUCUCUCAUAUAUGGGGCUGUCUCAGCUCCUUUCCUUUCCCGCAGGCCCUGUUGCUGUCAACUCUGUGCUUCGUCCAUGGGCACCUCCCGGCAUCACCUGGUCUCGCAUCUCCCUCCUAUCUCGAGGGCUCGAUAAGUCAAAGUGAAGUCCCAGGCAUGCAAUCCUUCCUCCAGAGCAGGCGGCUGGGUCUCGCCGCGAAAGCCCAAGUCGAGCGAGACCUUGAGAAGGGAGCGCUGAUAACACGUAGCAGCGGCCCGAGAGGUGUCAUCGCAGACGCGCAGGACAGCGAUGCGGUUAAUUUCGAGAAGACGGCUACUGAGGGUCACUCAGAGCCUGCGGUAGCCAGCAACGGCCAGACGAGCGAUGCGCGCCCAGUAGAGGAAACUAAGGCGAAACUCCCAGCAAAGCGCCGUCCGUCCGAUGCGACAAGCUCGGGCAGAGUCGAAGACGAAGACGACAGUCCAGAGUCUCCAGGCUCUGUCGUACAGCGCGUGCAAACCGUUGCGACGCAGUACAGCACAGCUGCAGCCCUGGGUCACUCGCUGACUGGCGUGCACGUCCGUGAUCGACAGACGCACGAGGGCAAAGGCGAAAAGGUCUUCAUUGUAGGCUGGGAGGGACCUGAUGACCCCUUGAAUCCGCGAAACUGGACCACGACCAAGCGCAUUCUCUGCAUUCUCGAAGUUUCCACCAUAGCCCUUGUCGUUGGAGCAGCUUCUGGAAUUGACGCCACCAUUUUGCCCCAGGCCGCGGAGGAUCUGGGCGUCAGUGAUGUGGCCGAGACACUAGACACAGGGUUGUACCUUGUCGGAAUGGGCCUGGGUGGUCUCAUCGCUGGGCCCUUCUCGGAGACAUUCGGUCGCAAUGCUGUCUAUACCGUGUCCAUGGCCGUCUUCAUGAUAUGGAUCAUGGCAGCAGGGCUUGCGCCCAAUUAUGGCGCUCAGAUCAUCUUUCGAUUAUUCGCUGGCUGCUCUGCCUCGACGCCUCUGGUGUGCUCUGGCGGCUCCGUUGCCGAUAUGUUCAACAGCAUCGAGAAGACGUGGGGGUUUCCCAUUUACGCCAUCUCGUCUUUCGGAGGCCCCAUGUUGGGCGCUGUGAUGGGCGCUUACAUUGGCCCCUCGACUCUGGUCAGCUGGCGCUGGAGCGAAUGGACCAUCUUGAUCUUCUCGGGCCUUAUAACCAUCCUCUUAUUUUUCUGCAUGCCCGAGACCUACGAGCCUCUACUCCUAGGAUGGAAAGCGAAGCACCUCCGCAAGAUAACCGGCGACUCACGCUACUGUACCGAGCACGAGAUCGUCAAGGCUACGCUGUUCACACGCCUAAAAGUCAGCAUGACGCGGCCCUUUCUCAUGCUUACCGAGCCCAUCAUCCUGGCUAUGGCGCUCUAUCUCACAGUGCUGUACAUCGUACUAUUCACCUUCCUAGUCGGCUGGCCGUACAUCUUCGACUAUCCGUACGACAUCGGCCAGGGCCUGAGCAACAUCGUAUUCAUCUCCAUGUUUGUUGGGCUCAUGUUCAGCUUCUUUCUGGUGCCUAUCGUCUACCGCAAGACGAUUAACCAGAUGAAGCUCGCUGAGUCCCGCGGCGAGGGCAGCCAGUUCGACCCUGAGAGUCGCCUCUGGUACGCCAUGCUGGGUUGUUCAGCAGCCAUCCCCAUCUCCCUGUUCUGGAUGGGCUGGACGAGCUCGCCGAGUAUCAGCAUCUGGUCGCCCAUUCUGGCCGCUGCGCUCUUUGGCUACGGCAUCAUCGGCAUCUUCCUAGCGGCGUACAUGUAUAUCAUCGACUCGUACGAGAUCUACUCAGCCUCGGCCCUGACAUUCGUCGCGCUGACACGAUAUGUCGCUGCGGGCGGUAUGACGGUCGUUGGUCUGCCGUUUUACAAGAACAUGGGUGUGCAUUAUACCCUGACCAUACUUGGCUCUAUAUCGGCUGUUCUGGUGCCGAUUCCGUAUUUGCUGUACAAGUGGGGGUACUUGCUAAGGAGAAGGAGCAAGUAUGCUGUUUCGACGCAUAUUUGAGUAAGCAAAGCAAUGCUUAUGGGAAGGGGGAAGAGAAUGAUGCAUUGCCUAGUAUUAGAUGAUUUCGGGCAGCACGGGCAGCACGGGCAUCUUUUAAUGUUAGUACAUGCGAGUUAAUAGUCUCGCUUCUGUAAAGUAGCAUAGUAGAAAGCUAUGUUACACUCGGGAUAUCAUCCGGGAUUUUCACACGGUGUAUUAAAGAUAGACUUAAAGGAUAAGCCGCAGCCCCUGAGGAUCAUGCACUUGUGCGUUUACAGAAAUCAAUGUAUCUACAUCCAGUAUCGGUGAUCAACG
Messenger RNA from Pseudomassariella vexata, 2324 nucleotides. Its product is annotated as major facilitator superfamily transporter. Bases 168 to 2030 code for a protein of 620 amino acids. NCBI's taxonomy places the organism in Eukaryota, Fungi, Ascomycota, Sordariomycetes, Amphisphaeriales, Pseudomassariaceae. Gene Ontology annotation, biological process: transmembrane transport. The record is from RefSeq and is a predicted model, not a curated record. Gene Ontology annotation, molecular function: transmembrane transporter activity. The transcript has a single exon.